This is a messenger RNA of Cylas formicarius (sweet potato weevil), 4934 nucleotides long. It is a transcript of the gene Myc, whose product is annotated as N-myc proto-oncogene protein. The transcript has 3 exons. The record is from RefSeq and is a predicted model, not a curated record. Lineage: Eukaryota; Metazoa; Arthropoda; Insecta; Coleoptera; Brentidae. Gene Ontology annotation, molecular function: RNA polymerase II cis-regulatory region sequence-specific DNA binding; protein dimerization activity; DNA-binding transcription factor activity, RNA polymerase II-specific. Bases 608 to 2077 code for a protein of 489 amino acids. Gene Ontology annotation, biological process: regulation of transcription by RNA polymerase II.
AAAAAUAACAUGUAUAAUGUUGUAUCGUUGUCAAAUUUCGAUAUCGACCAUUGUUGCCGGGCAAUCGUGUUUCAUUUCGUUGAAAGUUUGAAUAAAUUUGAGCGUAGACGUCGUCGGUGGGAAUAGCCGGCAUCGCCGCACACGCGCACGUUGACAGUUGACCGGCACCUCUUACCGGCAUGUUCGUGGCAGUCUUUCACAAGCAGUCUGCAUUGGGCCGUUGUAAACCGAAGACGUUGACGUCUCCUAGCUGGAAUCUUCUUUUAGUUAAGCAUGUAUACAAAGUUGAUCGUGAAAAUUAAGGAAAGUGUUGUUAAUCACAAUAACAUAUUCUUUACGCUGUCGUCAGACAUUUCGUUCGUGUUACAUAUUACGUGCGUGAGGAAAAAACUUUUCAAUUGAACUCGAACUGAAUUUGGAGUUUUAUUAGUGCUUUAACUUUAACCUCAGGAUUUUACGCAGCUGCCAAAUCGCUCGCGCAGCCGUGAACGGAGCCUCCUAUUCAGGGCAAACUUGUGAUAUUAGAAAUAGAGUAAACUGUAGGUGCGUAAGAAGAAACAAUAUAAUAAGAAAAUCGGAGAGGUCUAUAUAUAUAUAAGCAAACAGGAUGAUCGUUAAAUCGGAACCAUACAAUUUAGACGCCAUCGAUCCGUUUCCUAUGAUGUCCAGCGCGGGAGACGUUGACAACGAUUUCAUCGUACAUCCCAAUUCGGUUUUGUUGCCCGACGACAUUUGGAAAAAGUUCGAGCUCGAUUUUCCCGAACUGACGAACAUCGACGGCAUCUUUCAAGAAUUGGACGACGCCCGCGACGACAACAUGGGCGUCGUCGAAGAAUACAUGCUUCAUCACGACUGCAUGUGGGCGGGGCAUUGCGCUAGCGACGAACAUCCGCCGGACGACUUCCGAAUGCAAUCCUUGAACUUUAUCGUGCCGAAACCGCCGGUGAUCAACACCCGCACAAUGAACGCCACGAAAAUGAAGGCGCAACAGCAACAGCAGCAGCAGCAGAGCCUUUUGAAACCGAGCGUGAGGGCGACAGCCGCAUCGACGACGACUGCUUCUUCCAACAGCGCCCUACAGCACGCCCUGCAAACGCCGCCGGAAUCCGACGACGAAGAAGGCAAAGGCAAACCCUCCAAACUGCUGCAGAUCCUGAAUCAGGCCAUAUCUGAGUACGACAUCGACGAAGAUAGCGACCUGUGCGAUUAUUUCGAAGACACGGACGUCGACGGCAAAAAUGCCGCGUUGGACAUCAAGGAAGAACCGUUGGAGAUUAAACAGGAACCGGUCGGGGUGCAGGAAGAGCCUUGGGACGUGGCGGAUGUCGAAGACGAGGAAGCGCAGCGGAAGACGUACCAGAAGAGGUUGCAGAUCGCUACCGAGAACGACCACAGCUACUACAAGGACAAGAACGCGUCGAUGAUGGUCCACAUGAAUUGCGGUCUCGACACGCCUUCCGAUUCCGAGGAGGAAAUCGACGUGGUCUCGGUACCGGACAAGCUGCUGUCCAACAGCCGCAUGGUGUUCUCGUUGCCGACGAAUCCGUCCAACAAGGACCGUCAGCAAUUGCAAAGGAGGGUCGCGACGGCCAUUUCGAAAAAGAAAAUAAAUAACAAUGGCGGCAGCAUCAAAACCAUCCUGCCGGUGAGGAAACCAUACGCGUCGGAACCAGUAGCGAAAAGGAAAGCGUCGGACGGCGGGGGCGGUACCCGCGGUAUUAAACGAGGUCGUUACGGCACCAAGAAUGGCGGCGGCGCCUACAAACGGAAAAGCUACAGCAACAGCGACAGCGAGCAGGAGCCGUCCGAGAAACGGAAUUUGCACAACAACAUGGAACGUCAACGCAGGAUCGAUUUGCGCAACGCGUUUGAAGACCUCAGGGUGUUGGUGCCGGAGGUGUGCAAGAAAGAUCGCGCCGCCAAGGUGGUGAUUUUGAAGGAGGCCGCUCAGUACUGCGACGGUCUGACGCGAACGUCUCAGAGUUGCACGCGACAGAUCGACGAGCUGAAGAGGCGGCAGGAGUGGCUCAGGUCGCGGGUGUCUCAGCUGAGGCGGAAUUUGGCCGCCAAACGAUAAAGUUGGUUCGUUUUUUAAAUACGUUUUCGAUAAUUUUCGGGUUGGUUGGUUUUGUAUAGCGAAGCACGUUGGGGAAGGUCUAAACGCCUUCCGAAUUUUUGAAGAUCAAUUAUUAUUACUACGGUGCAACCUCACUAACCGGUUAUUACCAUUUUGAUAUCGCUAAGUGUAAGUCGGAAUAAAGAGGCCGCACCGUAUUAUUUGAUAUUUUGUUGGAAUGGUGAUGGAAGUAUCGAAAACAUCGUCGUGAGUUUUGCGGGGAAGACAUUAACUAAAACAAAUUUGCGAUCUUAAUUUUGAGUGGUUAAGGAUUUUUUUUAAAUUUACGUUUAGAUAUUGCUUGCCGUGAUAUGGAAUUCGCUACUUCACGCGUGCAAAGUACAAAAAGACAAAAAGAAAUGGAAACGUAAUUCAUUUUCCGUAAUACCAUUCUAAAAGUUUUACUUACUCUGGUUAAUUUAAUUCAGUUGCGCAAAAUGUGUAGAAAAUUUCGUGUUUACUUAUGGACGUUUUGGUAAAAAUGCAUUUUUUUAGUAAAUGUGAAAUAUUAAUGGAAUUUUUAAAUACAAUAAUCAAUAUAAGUUUUAUUUCAAAUUUCCACUACACGUUACAUUAGAAAGGUAUAGGACGGUGUAAAGCAAAGGUGACCGAUCAUAAAUUGCACAACUCACUGAAACUUUUACCUUUUGUAUGUUGAUAUUAUAUUACAUAAAAAAAUAUGAAACUUUUUAACAAAGGGCGCGCCCAUUUAGAAAAAGAUCAUCGACAUGUCAAAAUUUGACAUUUACAAAAACCCUAAAAAUUUUACAGCGCGCAUCAGUACACAAAAUUGUCCCCGUUUUGAGCAUUCCGACAAAAUACUCGACGAUAAUGAUUUGAGGGCACUGAUAAACGUAACCCACACGUCUCGUUUGCUGCCUUCAAAGGAUUUUUUUACACUUCACCCACUCGCGGGUACUAAAAUCAAAUAAAUAUUUAGAUAUCCAAUUAAUACAUUGUUCUGUUAACUGUGAUUUAUAUUAAAAAAUGUAACCGAAUUUGUUGGGGAAAGAAUUUUUUCGUUUUUUUCUUGUGUUAGUUUUUUUUCACUUAGGAAUUAAGGCCCUUUUAUUGGUACACAAUGUGUUAUAUAGAAACGUUUUUAUUUUAAACUUUGGUUAUUUUAAGAAAAGAAUUAUAUGUGAUGAAAUGACAUAGGCGAAUGUGAUAAUAUCGGAUGGAUUACACAUGAAUUUUGCUUUUUCUUCUCGUUUUCAAUUGUUUUUUUUUCUUGCAACCAAAUCGAAGCGAUAAUUUUUUUGUGGUAUGUUCAUUUCCUUAGAAUAAUUUGUAUGCGUUGUUUCUUUUUUUUUAUUAGUCGGAAUUCAAACCUGUAAUCGUUUAAAGUGUGAAUUUUUUAGGUUUACUUUUGUUUAAAUAAAAAAAAUGUACCGAUUUAAUUCGGUUCUGAGUGUACAUAAAACUUGUUUAGAAAAAUUGCGUUUAUUAAAAUAGGAGUACCAAAUAUUGUUUUUUUUUUUGUAUAUCAAUGCAAAGUUUUUGACUCACGUGUAUAUAUAACGUUUUGUCGGAUAAUUCCGCAGUUUGUGUUUUUUCGUUUUUGCUAAUAUAUGCCAUAUACGAGUGUAAAAAUGUUGUAUAUAAGACAGAUUUAAGCGAAAGACGCGAGAUGGCGCUUGCAAUUAUGUUAAUACGAUCCACACAUUGGCGCCCCCCUAGACGCGGGGAGUUGUUUUUUAAGGUGCCAAAACGAUGCAAAACUCCUUUGCUCAAUGUGUCGAUGCGUGAGUUCGUUAAGGUAAUGGACAUUUUCUAUUUUUUAACAAUUAAGAAGUGUUAUAAAACGUAAGUCGUGAGAGAUAGAGAGAAUUGUUGUGUUCAUAAUGUUUUUACAGUAUUUUAUACUUUUGAUACAAUACCUACGAAAAAAACCCAGAAAAUAUACUUAUAUAAACAGAAAAAAAAAAUAAAAAAAGGAAAAAAAACACGAAACUAAAAAAAAAACAGAAACUAAUGUGAUAGGUUGGUAUAAGAAACGUUACACUUUAGACAUUUUUUUUGCCCGUUUCGCUCAAUAAAUAAAAACGAUUCUCGAUUUGUACCUGCCGAAUGACCUCGCUGUUAACCAAACCCUUAUAUAGUUUAUUACGAAUGGACGGUCCGAAUAGAUUAUAUACAUAUAACCCGCUCUUGGCCCACACUUGUUGCGUUGGAAUUAUGCACAACAGGGCAAUUCUCUGUAAGCUUGGCGACCAUCUGCUAGAGUGCUUGCUACUAAUAAUGCAACGUAUACGUAGCAUGCGAAUAUGGCGACUCGCGUAAUAUCUUAUAGCGUAGUCAUAUUACUAUAUAUAAAUAUAUAUAUGACAAAUAAAAAUAAAUCGUUAUUUUGUACUUAUUCAAACUAUCAUUCGUAGUUUAUUGUCAUUUAGAUUGGUUUUUUUUGUUCCUCGUAAGAUUUAAAAUAAUUAAAAACCUUAUGCUUUGAACUGUUGAUAUUUUUUAUUUCUCCUUCUCGCUCCUAAUCCUAAAAAAAUUAUAAAGCGGAUGCCUAAUUUUGUAUAAUUAUUUCAGAGAAAUAAGUCAAAAUGGUAAAAUAACAUCUUUUGCGAAUAAUCUGGACACCCCGUAAAAGAGUCGAUUUAUAACCUACACAAUGUGAAGAAAAACUGUUUUCAAGAAACAAAAAUCAAAACCAACGUAGAAACACCGGAAAAGAGGAUUAAAGAUGAAAUGAAAUAACGAAUAAGACAUACGUACGUAACAACAUAAUCUUUCUUCCCGGAAACAAAAAAAAAAUUUAAUUCAAUUCUUAGGUUUGAUUGAUUGAUAACAAGCAAGGAAAAACAUGUACUUG